AUGAAUUUGCAGAGGGAGGCCUCAAGGCUUCCUCGAGGUGCCUGUUCUGCCGCAAUGAAACUCGUCUCUCUCCCCGGGGCUCCAAGGGCCGGCGGCUGCCCCCGCAGGAGGCGGCCUCUGCAGCUGUCCCAGGCCGACUCUCCCUUCUUUGCGUUUUCUCCUUUCUCGCGAACGAACCCGCAACAUGCACCAGUGAAAAACGGUCAGAAACGCGAGGUACAGGAGGCAGGCGAGGAGAGCCAUCUGGCCGCGACUGCACAAAAACCACAGGCAACCACUGAGCAUGGCUCUCUGCCUGUCCGACUUGCUUCCUCACCGUUUCAGCCGAGAUCGCUUCGCCGUCUUGCAAUGUCUGGCUUUUCCUGUGCCCCGCUGGCAACGCGGGUCGAGUCUGCGGACUCCGUCUUUUCGCCGUGGACUUCUGCCAGCAAAGCUGUCGCCUGCUCGUCGAGGGCGGCACCACAUCGAUUCUUUUCUGAAGUCGCAGCGACUGUGUCUCUACCUUCUCUGGGUUCGACUCUCAGAGACCGACGCUCACGAAGGGGCUCUCGUUUCUUCUCUUCGCUCCGGCCGGAGUGCCCUCGUCUUCCGUCUUCUCUCUCCUCUGCACCUUCUGAAGCGCCUUCCUUUCUUCGCCUCCGUGUUCCUUGCCCUUCUCCGGUCUUCGCCGCUCCGUCAGCGUCUCCUCUCUCCUCUUGGCCCUCUUCGCGGAUCGCUUGGUCUACUCCGUCUCCGCGCAUGUCUCCAUAUGCCUGGAGUUCCUCCUCCCCGCUGAUCGCCCCCUCAAAUGCCCUUCCUCAAAGUCGGCGCUUGCCUGCCCUCUGCGAGUCCCGGCGUUUCUUCUACUACCGCUUCCACAAGCGAAUCGGGAAGGGGAAUUUCAAUCGCUACUUGGAAUUCUACCAAAAACCUCGCGGCAUUGAAAAUACUUUGCGCCUGCGGUACAACUACACCCCAACGUUCACAGCGAAGAAACGAAGUGAAAUGUGGAAAGUCAAUCUCGUCAAAAAAAUCGCGCAUGCAACGGACGCCAAGCAAGUCCUCGACGUAUGGACUUAUUACAGACACCGCAGAACCAAGAGACCGUACCACUACCUCCUCGCCCUGCAGCGUCUUGUUGAGGUGGGAGGAUGCGACCCCACAGACUUUCGUUUUCGCUUGAUUGCUCGUGGCAUCUACAGAACUGCGAAACGCUUCAUCAAUCUACCUCGCGUCUGCGUGUACCUCGCCAAGCUGAACGCCACGGGCGAUCUGCAGGACUUGUCCCGGUUCCUCAUCCCGCAAGUGGAGGCGUACUUUCCAUUUCAGUUGUGUCUUCUGGCGCAUGCAUUCGGCUCUGUGCGCCUUCAAGACAAAGUUCUUUUCGCGGCCAUCGACGAGGCCCUUCGUCCCCACCUUUCCGAGCUUCCAGCGGCGAUGCUAGUGAAGCUGACACAGGGCUACGCGGGCGCGUUAGUCCACAACUACGGCCUGCUUGCGCGAGUGUCACUCCUUCUCCAACAACGUUUGUCACGAGCAGCGACAGGGGAGGCGGAUCCGUUGACUGCAUGCGACGAAGAGGAUGAAACGGGUCGGACGCUGAGCAGCAAAGAGCCUCAGGGAGGAAGCAGGCAAAGAGAGACGACCAAGGCCGCGCGGGAGAUUACGGAGGCAGAAGACGACUGUCUGGAGGCGACCGAGAAAAAAACUGUCAAGAGACGGCAUUCGGGACCGCUGUUGCCCACACUUCAUCACCUGCUUGCUUUUGGCCGGGUGUGCGCGGACCUGAAGUACCAAGAUUUUGGAUAUCUGGAAAUGCUCUCCAUACAGAUGCAAGCAGCCUUUCGUGCAGACCUCGCUGUCUCCUCAAGUCGAGAAACUUUCCAAAGAUUUUCGCCGUUCUCCGUUCAAGAGCUCGUCGAAAUCUUCCACCGCCUCAAAGUUAACGACGUGUCUCUCCUCCUGGCCGCGCUCCGCCAUGUUCAAGCGCGCAUGCACGACUACCCUCCUUCCUGCGUUGCAUCCAUUGGCUUCUGCACAGCCCAGAUGCUGCCGUGCGACGCGUCGACGGUCAGACAGGUGCAUGCACAGAUGCUCGAAGUCCUGCAGGAAGCCGUCCCGCUGCUGGAUCUGUGCAGCCUCGGCCAGCUGGCGGCCUUCGCAAAGAAAGCGAAACCGAGGCGGAACCGUUCAGCUCUUCGCUCGAGUGUCUUCGAGGCUGUGGAGGCACGAGUGAUUGAACUCCAGGGUGAUGGACGGACUGUCUUCGACGUCGGCAGACUUCUGGAGUUGCUCUCCCUUAACGGGAGAAGAGUGAGCGAAGAAGCGUUUCACAUUCUCUGCCGCCAGGCCCAUCGCCAUUUGGAUCUCUUCGAGCCUCAAGACUUUUGUCGACUCGCGCGUGCUCUGGCUCGUGUGAAGUGUCAGGGGAGUCGAGGCGAGCAGUCCGAGGGUCUUCAGGCUUCUUCUCUUGUUAAUGCCUUGGCACGGCGGACUCUGCGCCAGGAAGAUGAAUUUUCGCCGCGAGACUUUCUGAGCCUUCUGCGCUCCCUGACCCUCGCAGGUCCCCCCGACCGGGUCUACGCAGUUCCCUUGAAAGAAAAAUUGAGGCGAAAGCAAGUUCUCCACAACUACUUCCCGGCUAGUCAGAGCGAAGACGCGGAAGCGUUUGAAGACAGCGAGCAACUGUUAGAGUCGGAUCUUCCACCGUCUUCUCGACAAACACCGACUCUGCGGAAGGGAAGGCUGCUUCUUGGUCCGCAAGUCAUCAGGAGGCCGCAACAGCAGGGCUCUCCGGAAUCUGCAGAGGGAGAAGCCAGAAGCGAAAAGGAGACCCUUGAAGAGGAGAGUCUGUCUUACUCGCCGGUUCCAGAUGGGGAGCAGGAAGCGGAGGUGAACGGGAAUCACGCUGGGAAAAGUGUCUCCGUUCUCAGCGAAGGAGGCCGCAGCAGAAUUCGACGCAGGCGCUUAGAAGAAAAACUCAGAAUUGCAGAAGAAGAAGGCUGGGACCUUCUCCACAGGCGCGUCGCAUCGCUGCGCCAGCUCAAAGGGUGGCUGUAA
This is a messenger RNA of Toxoplasma gondii ME49, 3039 nucleotides long. RefSeq lists its product as hypothetical. NCBI's taxonomy places the organism in Eukaryota, Apicomplexa, Conoidasida, Eucoccidiorida, Sarcocystidae. The record is from RefSeq and is a predicted model, not a curated record. Bases 1 to 3039 code for a protein of 1012 amino acids. The transcript has 14 exons.